Molecule: messenger RNA, 4042 nt
Organism: Amphibalanus amphitrite
Lineage: Eukaryota; Metazoa; Arthropoda; Thecostraca; Balanomorpha; Balanidae
Product: proline dehydrogenase 1, mitochondrial-like
Exons: 8
Coding region: 926-2371 (481 amino acids)
Cellular component (GO): mitochondrion
Molecular function (GO): FAD binding; proline dehydrogenase activity
Source: RefSeq, a predicted model, not a curated record
AUAACUGGCAUAAUGUUGGUGCUCCCAGCGCUUUACAUUAUAUAUUCUGAGAACGGUGGCAAGGUUAGCUCCAUCAAAUACAGCUUGUCGUGAAACUUUUUGUAAAAAGUAUCAAAGUAUCACGAACACAAACAAUCAUAAACCUCAUAUUGGACGGGAGGUUCAAGUUUAGAUUUAUGCGACACCGCAGAUGACUCUACGAAUUAGCUAACGUUCUCAGUACGCAUAACACACACUGCUUUUGAGCCAGACAUUACCAGAAAUAUCUGGAUUAGCUGGCCAGCAAACCACACAUAGCUUGUAAACAGACGGCAAGGAAUUGAAAUGCGUAUUCAUCGCUGUUAUGUAUGUCACAGCAAGUGUACGAGUAUGUUCCUAAAACUGGAUAAAACCGGACCCGGAGGAAACUAACCAGCUCCUGUCACCACCACCAAUGAGAGCUUAGGCCCCCGGCCUCUCCACCAAUGACUAGCCUCGGCUGAGGGGUGUGACCGCGUCCCCUCUGACCCCACCCCUCCCCGUGGUGAUACGGAAAGUGAUUGUUGAUCUCAACUGAUGACGACGCUCAAACUCCGACUCAGUACAGAGUAGCGGCGACAGUGAACAGUCGGGGACAGAUCUAGGCGACGGAAGGCCUGGUCUAGAUCGUAGUGGGAAGCAGCGUUUAGGCAAGUUAGAAAGGAGAUAAUUCCGCAUUUGAGCUUACAUCCGUCUUAGCCAAUCGAAUCAGAUUGCUCACAUUAGAUAAAAGUGUUACAAAUCGGCAGCGUGAGUGAUAUCUACACACAUGAAAAGAACAAGUAGGGUUAGCCGACAGAAUAGUUAGUACCUAUCUAUAGGAAAAUCAAAAUUCUCCUACAUAUACAACAAAUUCUGUAAUCGCCGAGUGUGGUUAAGCACUCCACUCCACUCCGAGUGAACAGCCAUGAGCGGGGGCGGUCGUAUUUCCCGCCUGGUGCGUUCCGGGUCGUGUCUGCUGCCGGCCAGCCGUACCCGGCACGGCUGCAGCACGGCAGAGCACGUCCACAGCACGGCCGAGCAGGCUCACAGCACGGCGCCCGCGGAGUUGCAGCUACGUACGGAGGAUGUGUUCCGGUCGAGGUCUGUUCGAGACCUGCUGCGAGCCGUGGCCGUGUACCAGGUGUGCGCCUUCGACAGGAUCGUCGACAAUAGUCUACAGCUGCUGCGCCUCGGCGAGCAGCUGCUGGGCAGCCGGCUGCUGCAGCGGCUUGUCUCUCCGUUCUACCGUCAGUUCGUGGCCGGGUCUGACCGCCAGCAGCUGGAGAGAACCGUCACGGCUCUCAGAGCAGACGGAAUCCGGUUCAUGAUGACCAGCAUGCUGGAGGCUGAUGUGGGAGAACAAGCUGCCAGCGAGGAGCAGCUGACGGCGAACAUGGAAGAGGCGCUGCGGCAGAUGAUGCUGGUCAGAGACAUCACAUCAGAGGAGGAUCAGCCGGCCAUUCAGACCAAGUUCACUGCACACAUGGAUGUCGAACUGCUGGUUCUGGCCUCUCGGGUGUUUUCUGCCAGCUCAGAGCCAACCGCGCUAGUGGAGCGUCUGGCAAAGGCUAUGGUGACCUCAGGUCAGGUCAUUGUGCCCGGUAUGACCCGGCAGCAGCAGAAACAAUGGGACGGCGCCGCUCUACGACUAAAAACGCUCGGAGACGCCUGCGCACAGCACAACAUGUCCCUGUUCGUGGACGGCGAGUUUACCUACACCAACCCGGCCAUCUCGUGGAUCACACUGGCUCUGAUGACAGCUCUGAACCAGCACAGGGCCGUGGUGAGGGGCACGUACCAAUGUUACCUGAAGGCCACGCCUUCCAAUCUGGAGCAAGAGUACUCCAUCACUCGCCAGCUGGGCGCCUGCUUUGGCGCCAAACUGGUGCGUGGCGCGUAUAUGGCGCGGGAGAGACAAUUAGCGCAGAAAGAGCAGCGACCCAGUCCGGUCUGUGAAAGUUACGAGGAGACCACGGCUAACUACACACGGGCCGUGGAGUUUGCGCUGAGGCGGGUAGCGGAGGACGAGGGCAGGACACAGAUCAUGGUGGCCACGCACAACUACGACUCCAUCGUACACGCACUGAGACUCUCUGCCAUGCUGCAGCUGACACCAGCCUCCAGCGGUCUCAGUUUCGGCCAGAUUUACGGCAUGGCCGACUACCUCACCAUUCCGCUCGCUCGCUCCGGCCACCGCGCCUACAAGGCAGUGCCUUUUGGAGAGUUCAGCACGGUGAUGCCUUAUCUGUCACGAAGAGCUGCAGAGAGCAGGCUCAUCCAGCAGGGUGUACGGCUGGAGAGGCAGUUACUGCUGAAGGAACUGGCAGGCAGGAUCAGUCGCAGGGGCAGGGCCAGGGAGGUAGUGGUGUGAAGAAGAGGGGCUCGAGCGCGUUGAAGAAGUGGAAGUGAAAGAGGGGAGCGGAGGAGAGUGAAGAAAGGAAUGGAAGCGUCAGGCGAGAUACUUCAUGGAUAUGAGGAAUCAUGCGUUGUGGUCGAUUUAUAGGGGAUAUUUCUAAAGGAACUUGCGUCGUGGAAAGGUGUCCACUCAGGAUAAGACGAGGGUUCAAACGAGUGAUUGGCAGGACUGAUGCUGGGGUACUCAUCUCUAGUAGCAGAUGACAUGAAGCCGUUGUGUAAGUGAUGUGCGCGCGGUUGUGAAUUUGUGAUGUUGAAAAGUUGGGUAAUGGAUAUGCUGCUCACUGCUCAGUGCUCACGAUUGUUUCCAGCCCAAGCCUGAUAAGAUGAUAUAGUUUGUUUGGAGCUAAAAAGUGAAAUGUAAGUAGAACACUUUUGUAUAUCAGCUUUUUAGGAACCAGGACGUAUAUAUUUCAGCUCUUGUUAGCGUUUGUAUGCGUACUGAAUUCACUUUUAACACGCGCAGUGGAAGGGUUGCGAGUACUACGCCCAGUGGAAGGGGGGGGGGCGGAUGUCGCCCCCCCCCUAAGAUCUCAGCUCCCACUGGAGCUAGAAAGACGAAAUUUGGAGGGUAGGUGGGGGCCAUGGGGAACUCUGUUGUGUGUGAAUUUCAUGACCCUAGAUCAAUAUCUUCAAGGUCAAAUGAGGUCAAAUGUGGUCAAAUCUGCCAUAUUAGCGACUUUUUUGCGUUUACACGCCGAUAACUCAAAAAGUUACCGGCCGAUUUUUUAAAAACUUUCACUAUACGAAAGAGCAAACAUUUGUGAGUAUGUAUGGUGAAUUUCUAGAUAAUCCAACAAUAAAUGUGGCAGUUAGAAGCCUGCUAAGGGUAAGAUGUCGGCGGCUGAAGCGGCGUCGGCCGACGCGGGAAACGCGGCAAUCACAAUUUUGUGUUUACACACUCAUAACUCAAGUUGUUACCGGCCGAUUUUCAAAAUUCUUUGAUCAUAUGAUUGCCUGUACAUUUCUCAGUCUUCUCACCGAAUUUGACGCGAAUCUAAUAUAAUCAGCGGUAAGGAGCGCGAUGUAAAGACGGAACCGUCCCGCCCCGGCACAGUCUACAAUUCAGGCGGCCGCCGCGCCGCCGCGCCGCCGCGGCGGCAGGAUGUUUGACUUUACACCGCUAUUACUAGAAAAGUUGUGAACCGAUUUUCUUACUUCUUGCACGAGAAGAUCCGCAAUUCAAUUUUGGACAGGUAGCCGAAAUUUCACAUUGAUAUUAUGCUUGCGGCGCGAGUCAUUGGCGAAAAACAGGAGGGGUGGGCGAAAUCCGCCCCCCCCCCUUCCACUGCGCGUGUUAACAAUAGGGAAUUGUAGAUAAUGUCAGUCAGCGUUGAAGAUAACGCGACAUCAUGAAGAUAAGCCAUGCAUGCAUAUGUAAAUUGUAUGCAGUCGCAAUCGCAAUGAUAGUACUCAACAAUCGUGCCAAGUGAGGCGAUACAACCAGCGCAUAGCAAGUGAUCCAAAUUCCAAGGCAAAUGUCAAGUCUCUCUUCGAAUUCAUGUCUUUCACUGGCUGGCACUGGCUGUGCGUAGGUGUUCCAUUGCAUACAAUGCCGGCCUACUGCAUUGCAUUGUUACUAUUGUCGCACAUUGUUAUUUGUAACUACCAAUAAACUUGACCACAA